UACAUUGCCCAAGACCACACUUCAGGCCAAGGCUCUAGAUGUUCGCUGCCAGGAGACAUAUGUCUGCGAAGGCUGCAGGCCUCAAAAAUAUCACUCUUGGACUCAUUCCUGCCGACGGCAUUGGCCUCGAAGUGAUUGCUGCAAGUCACCAACGCUAUCUGAUUUCACAUCACUAACUCGCUCCAGUCUACUAGAAAUGUGCUUGCUGCUCUGCCAAAGUCUGACGGCGUAACAUUCAGCUUCAUCGACCUUGACGCUGGCUGGGACCAUUUCCAGAAGACAGGAACAGCUUUGCCAGAGGAGACACUGCAGAGACUCAGGUCGGAGUGUGAUGGAGCAUUGUUUGGUGCAGUCAGUUCGCCCUCAACAAAGGUCGAAGGCUACAGUUCUCCAAUCGUUGCCUUACGCAAGAAGAUGGACUUGUACGCCAAUGUGCGACCUGUCAAGAGCAUCAAGGGCGGCCGAGCAGUCGACCUUGUCAUUAUUCGGGAAAACACGGAGUGUCUGUAUGUCAAGGAAGAGAAGUUGACCGUGACCACCGAAGGAUCCCGCGUGGCAGAGGCCAUUCGACGCAUCUCUGAGAAGGCCUCAACCCGUAUCGGCAAGAUGGCCUUUGAAAUCGCCUUGCAACGUCAAGCUAUUCGAGAAGCGAAUGCAGGCUCGUCCAUUCACACCUCUCCUAAAGUGACGAUCACGCACAAAUCGAAUGUCCUCAGCAUUACGGACGGGCUUUUCCGCGAGUCUGUGAAGGCAGCCAAGGCUGCAGACGCAGCACGUUAUCGCUCGGUUGAGACUGAUGAGCAAAUUGUCGACUCUAUGGUGUACCGCCUCUUCCGGGAGCCACAGUGCUUCGAUGUCGUCGUGGCGCCCAAUUUGUAUGGCGAUAUUCUCAGUGAUGGUGCUGCUGCGCUUGUAGGAUCUCUCGGCCUGGUGCCCUCAGCCAACGUCGGAGACAACUUUGUUAUGGGAGAGCCUGUUCACGGCUCUGCGCCAGACAUCGCUGGAAAGGGCAUUGCCAAUCCCGUGGCAGCCAUUCGUUCUGCAGCAUUGAUGCUCGAGCACAUGGGAUUCUCGGCUCCAGCUGCUCGCAUCUAUGCAGCCGUUGAUUCUGUUUUGCAAGAUUCUUCAUUACUGACGCCAGAUCUUGGAGGCAAAGGCACAACACGGGGCAUUGAAGAAGCCGUUAUCAAGCUCAUCAAUGCUUAGAGACUAUCUCUUACGCUCUCUUAUUCUUCCACGAGCUCGAAUACUACGCAGAAUAGCAUUUUACCAUCUCGCG
Protomyces lactucae-debilis is the source of this 1279-nucleotide messenger RNA. RefSeq lists its product as uncharacterized. Lineage: Eukaryota; Fungi; Ascomycota; Taphrinomycetes; Taphrinales; Protomycetaceae. Bases 415 to 1206 code for a protein of 263 amino acids. The transcript has a single exon. Gene Ontology annotation, cellular component: mitochondrion. Gene Ontology annotation, molecular function: magnesium ion binding; NAD binding; isocitrate dehydrogenase (NAD+) activity. Gene Ontology annotation, biological process: isocitrate metabolic process; tricarboxylic acid cycle. The record is from RefSeq and is a predicted model, not a curated record.